Molecule: messenger RNA, 981 nt
Organism: Zingiber officinale
Lineage: Eukaryota; Viridiplantae; Streptophyta; Magnoliopsida; Zingiberales; Zingiberaceae
Exons: 5
Coding region: 1-981 (326 amino acids)
Source: RefSeq, a predicted model, not a curated record
AUGAACGGAAUGAAAGCCGUGAAGUCCGCGGCCCUUGGUGGCUACCGCUCGAUCGGCUUGUUCGCAGGCCGUGCGGCUGUGGCGGCCGGCCUGAGGGCGAGCUAUCCGGCCAUCGCGACCGUAUCCGUCGAGGGAGGACCGUCCAUGUCCAUUUGCUCUCUCGAUAAGGGAUCUCAGGAGGCGUCUCCUGUGUCGGCCGUUCAGAAGCCUUGGUGGGAGGAGGAGCAGGAGGUCGUCCCCCUCGAAUCGCUGGAUCCAGCCCCAAGGCUCGUCUUCGGGCCCGUUCCGACGCUGGAGGAGGCCAAGGAGGCGACUUCCGAUCUGGCAGUUACCCUCAAGGAAAUGUAUCCUUCUCUGAUUCUGAGUCAUUCUUCCACUGAAGUUCCUCAUGCGUCGUUCAUGUUUGAAGCUCCAGUAGCUGUUCCAUCUAUUCCCAGACAUGUUGCUCAAGCAUUUGAAUUGUUGCAAGGAAACCCUCAAGUCCAGAGUGUGGUAGCUUCAAUUGCCGCUGACAAGAAUGUUUGGGCUGCCGUAAUGAACAACCCAGAAGUUACAGAAUUCUACGAGACUCACAAGUCAAUCAUCUACCCUCCUGAAUCAUCAUGCUUUGUCACUGAGGUGCCCAUGGCUGACGAAGAUCACAAAUCGUCUACUACCAAACCAACUAAAAUUUCACAGUUCAUGAACUUGAUUCAUAGGGCGAAAGAAAAAAUGGUAGAAGUAGUGAUCAACAUAUCCACCUUCAUGCAGGAUUUUCUUGAUCCUAAAAAAGCUGGCAACGAGCAGGAUAAGUCAUUCUUCAACUCCAGUUUUGGAUCAUCUCUUAUGGCUCUAGCAAUUGCAACAAUUCUGGAAUAUAAACAAGCUCGCCUCGGCCUCGUCGUCAUCGUCUCCACCUCGCUCGCGCCGCUGAUCUGCUGCUGCUGCUCCUCUUCCUCCGCCUCCUCCUCCUCCUCCUCCGGUGUCUCUGGCGCAUUGUAG